Chenopodium quinoa (quinoa) is the source of this 6990-nucleotide messenger RNA. RefSeq lists its product as uncharacterized. Lineage: Eukaryota; Viridiplantae; Streptophyta; Magnoliopsida; Caryophyllales; Amaranthaceae. The record is from RefSeq and is a predicted model, not a curated record. Bases 270 to 6689 code for a protein of 2139 amino acids. The transcript has 16 exons.
CUUUUCUCCCUCCUUUUUCUCAUUUUAACAUUUUCCCAUCGAAAACGACUCACCAAAUAUUUUCUUUCUCUUCCCCUCACACACACUCACUUUCUCGCUCCUCGAUUUCGCCGGAGCUCCGCUGUCUUCGCCGCCGCAAACUGGGACCUUCUACUACUCUGGGUUUUGGCUGAUGACCGUUCGAUUAGCAGAGUUUUGAAUUCAACGGGUUGGAUUUCGUCGCCGAAUGGAGGGAGGUAGCGUCUCUACUGCCUUAUUUGUUAUGGGAUAUGCCAAUGGAUUAUGAUGACAAUGAUACUUCGCGCCAUAAUCUUCAGUUAGCUGGUGAAGGUAGAUCUAGAUCUUCCACAUUAAGACCUUAUGAUUUUCCAAAGUUUGAUUUUGAUGACAGCCUCCAAGGACAUUUGAGAUUUGAUAGUCUUGUUGAAACUGAGGUUUUUUUGGGUAUCCAAAGUCAAGAAGAUAACCAGUGGAUAGAAGAUUUUUCCCGAGACAGUAAUGGAAUGAAGUUCAAUUCAACUCCAGCUGAUUCAUGCUCUAUAUCUAGACGAAAUAAUGUUUGGUCCGAGGCAACAUCCUCAGAAUCUGUUGAAAUGCUUUUAAAAUCUGUUGGUCAGGAAGAGAUGAUGCCUGAAGCGUCGAUUUUACUAGAAUCGGAUGCUACUCACGAUCAAGGUAUUCCGAGUAAACAUGGGGAAACAGGUACUACACUAAAAGAAAGCAAUGAUGCAGAUGUUGUAAACCCUGAUGCUGCAUUACGGUCUGGUGAUGUUCUUGAAGAUUCUCCAUCUUCCGGAAGGCAUAUGGUAGGGCAGUUGGAGGACCCUUCAGCUACCCAUGCAACGAUCGAAUCUGCAUGUGGAGAUUCUAGUAAUGUCAAUCAAAGUGCUUUGUGUGACAAUGGUAGAACAUCAACAAAUGAAGUUGUGCAUUCUUAUCAUGAUUUAUGUGCUGGUGAAAAAUUAAAAGAAUCCCAAAUUUCUGUUGAGAAGACUAUGAACUCUGGGGCCGUAGGAGAUUCUUUGAGUUUGGUAGAUGAAGGUAAUAAUGUCGCUCCUAAUAUUGGGAUUCUUGGCACCUUAAAAACCCCUCUACAAGGAAAACUUAAUGCUUCUCAUGAAAGCUGCAGUAAUGUUGGACAAGAAAGUCAGGUUUCCAGCAUGACUGCACUAGAAGACACUGCUAUUUUGGAAGGAAAGGCAGGUGUCGCUAGUACUAAUAUCUGUACUGUGAGCAACUCUCCUAGUUUGACUUCAGAAUCUGGAAGGGACUGUCAGGAGGCAAGUCGUCAUUUUUUCCGAGAUUCUACAAAUAACUCAGUUAAAGGAGAGUCUGAGCUGAAAUCUUUGAAAGGAGAUGAUGAAAACACUUCCACUUCAAAUCAGACUUUGAGACCUAAAAACGUUUUUUCUGCAAGUAAAGAGGCGAAUGAGCCAUUUGACGAUGAUCAGGGUCGGUCAUCAAUGGAUUUUACCCUGCAUCCUGCUGAGUUAGGCAGCCUACAUUCUGGACAUUUUGCAAUUACUGAGCAAGAUAUGGAUGUUACUGGGCAGUUGCCUCACAAAAAGGACAAUAAUAACAAGGAAAAUGUAUCAGCAUUACCAUUGAAUCAUGAUAGUAUGUCUGGGAUGCCUUUGCUUUCCAAUGAUGACAACGGAGUUUCAGUGAAAAAAACUGAUUUUAUUGGUGAAACUGAUCUUGGUAAUUCAUCUAAUGUGGCAGCUUUGUCUUAUGCUGCUGAUCACAAGCAUACAGAAGAUGUUGAAGGAUCUCAUAGAGAGUCUGUAGUCACUGGAGAGGAAUCUGCUGCUAAUGUAUUUUCUCACGGUAAGGAUGUUUCCAUUCAAGGGAUUCAGGAAGUUCAUAGGCAAGCUGAUUUUUCUGGAAGCGAGAAGGAUGAUUGUAAAACAAAUGAGGCAGAUAAAGAAGUGUCUACUGAGCUUGGGAAUAUUGAAUCUGUGAAUGCCGGAACUGCAAAAUUUGACCAGAGAACUCAGCCUCUUGAAAUAGGUGAAGGGGUUGAAAGUGAUAAUCCCAUUCAUAAGUUUCAGCCUCAGAUUUCUGGCGAACCGGAAUCAGGUACCACACAGUCAAAAAGCGUUUCCCCUCUCGCAAAAACCAGUGCUUCAACUGCUCUAGAUGAUUGCCCUGAAAUUGGACAAAGGGAGCCUCUAGCAGUUGGAUUAUACCAUUCAGCCAAUGAUUGUGAAGAAGCCGGAACGAAGGAAUCUAAUGAUACAAAUAUAGGAGCUGAAGCUGAUAGCACUUCUAAGGUUGAAGUUAGAGCGGCUGAUGAUUCUAAUGGGAUUUCUGAAUUGGCUGCAAAGUCUUCGCAACCUGUAAAUAAAAUUGAUGAUGUUUGCAGCAUUGAACAUUCAUCAGCAGAAGCUAUGAAUUGUUUGUACUCUGAUCAUCUGCAGGUUAUCUCUGAUAGCAAUACGAAGUCAAGUUUGAAGGAGAGUGCUGAUUCUCAUUUGGUCAGUGGUGAAAAUCAUGAGAAAGCAUUUUCUAAGGAGGAAGAAAGGGACUCUGCACCAAAUUCAGAAUUUGACAAGACUUCUUGUGGUUCUCCGACCAUCAUCAGCUCAAGUGAGCCUUCUCAAAUGGAGAAGGAUAACCAUGAGGAAGGUAGGAGUCAUAUCUCUGACGAGGUUGUCAAAGAUAUUCAAUCUACUUCUGAGGACCCAAAAAGGAAAGAUCUAUUGGUAGAAGAUAGCAGCUUCACAUUUAAAGUUAACAUAUUGCCAGAUACGACCGAGAAAGAACCUGCAAAGAGUUGGUCUCCAUUCCCUGAUGUUGAGAAACGCAAGGUUUUCGAGGAGACUGCACCUUCUAGCAAAGGUAAGACCGAAAGAACGACGUUACAGAAAACUCCUCGCCAUAAUGCUCGAGUAUCUGAUGGAGAAAGUGGACCUGUGGGCUCUAGAGGCACAUCUGAACGUAAAGGACGUCGAGGAUCUGCAAAAGGAACUGCCAAAGAGAAUUCUAAGAAGGGGAAUCAAUUGAAGGGUCCAAUUCAGGAAAAUGCAUCCAUGAACGCGGACAAAGUUUCCAAUAUGCAGUUGAGCGCACCAAUUAGCAGUCCACUUGCUCAGUGUGGGCAAAUGCAAGCCUAUGGGAGUAUUGAAGGAAGUAUCAAAAAGCCUUUUGGAGUGGUUGCUGUUCCUUCAUCAAGUUUACCAGAUUUGAAUACUUCAGCUUUGAACAAUUCUACCUCUCCAUCAGCUUCAUUCCGACAGUCUUUCACAGACAUGCAACAAGUUCAGUUGCGCGCACAGAUAUUUGUUUAUGGUUCUCUAAUUCAAGGGACUGCUCCUGAUGAGGCCUGUAUGAUUUCGGCUUUUGGACCGUCUGAUGGAGCACGUAAUUCUUGGGAAUCAAUUUGGCGAGUUGCUGUUGAAAGGGUUCGAAAUCAAAAAUCUAUUUCCAUUGCUGCUGAAACACCUUCCCGUUCACAGUCAGGUCCUAGGGGCUCGGAUGGUGUUAAACAAGGCUCGCAUUCAAGCAAAGUGCUAGCUACACCUGUGAGUAGAGGCACCAACAAAGACACCCCUGCAGCGGCUGUUAAUCCAAUGAUUCCUCUAUCAUCACCACUUUGGAACAUUUCGACACCAACCCGUGAUAGCUUGAUGUCAAAUGCUAUGAACAAAGGCCCUGUUGUGGAUUUUCAACAAUCAGUUACACCUGGGCAUUCUUUUCAGACUCCACCGCUAAGAAAUUUUGUUGCUCAUACAUCUUGGCCACCUCAGACAUGCUUCCCUGCUCCCUGGAUGGCUUCUCCACAAACUGCUGCCUUCAGUUCAAGUGCUCGAUUUCAUCCGGUGACUAUGACUGAAACAGUGAAAUUAACUCCCGUCAAUGACACUUCAGCGGUGUUAACAUCUACUGCAAAGCAUACAACUCCUAGUCCUGCUAUUCAAAAUGUGAGUUCCAGCCCUUUAUUGGGAGGAGUGUCGCCACUGCAAGAUCCAAAGAUAAUGGCCUCAGCUGAGCAGCAUAUUGUAGAUCCAAAGCCUAGGAAGAGGAAAAAGGCUCCUGAUUCUGAUCCUGGCCAGGUCUCCUCAGUCUCUAAGGCUCAAACAGGAGUGGUAAUUUCAGACGUGGCUACUUUUCCAUCCUCAUCUAUAGGUUGUCCACCUCCUGCUUGUCAAACUUCAGAUGCUAUUCUAAGCAAUUUUGUUGUUGAUGCUUCUAGAGUUUCUUCCAUUGAACCACCAAAAAAAGUUGAUGGAGACACAGGAAAAGCUGUCUCUUGCUCAGAAGAAACGUCGAGUAAGGUUGCAGAAGCUAAGAGUCAAGCAGAGAAUGCUGCAGAUCUUGCCACUGCUGCUAUUAAUCACUGCGAAGAUCUGUGGAGCCAGUUGGCUAAGAAGGACUCUGGAUUGACCUCAGAAGCUGAAGUUAAAUUAGCUUCGGCAGCAGUUGCAAUUGCAGCUGCUGCAUCAGUUGCUAAAGCAGCUGCAGCGGCUGCAAAGAUUGCUUGUAAUGCUGCACUGCAAGCAAAGCUUAUGGCUGAUGAGGCUAUUUAUUCCAGUAAAACUGAUUGUUUGGAGCCGUCUAGUGGAAAAUUUUCUAAUGAUGUGCACGAUAUAGGAAAUGCUACACCGACAUCCAUUUUAAAGAGUAAUAAUGUCGGCAGUCAAUCAAGCUCAAUACUUCUAGCUGCAAAGGAAGCUGCUAAGAAGAGGGUUGAAGCAGCUUCUGCUGCAUCAAGACAAGCUGAAAAUUUGAAUGCCAUAGUAAAAGCUGCAGAGCUUGCUGCAGCUGCAGUAUCCCAAGCUGGGAAAAUUGUUGCUAUGGGCGAGCCUUUGCCUUUGAAUGACUUGAUUGAAGCUGGUCCAGAAGGCUGCUGGAAAUCAUCUCAACCUUUUGCAGUGUUGGCGGAAAAGGCAAGGGAUGGGAAUGCUGAACAGUCAGGUGCUGUUAGUUUUGAAAACAAUGCUGAUGUGCCUGCCUGUAGUCCUGUAGAACAUUCUGUAGGGACGGGAAGAUCCAGGAUUGUAGGUGUGGAUGAUAUACAUUCUACAGAGGGAUUGAAUGGCUCCUUGAAUGUCUGCCUGAGUUCAUCAGUUGGCAUCAUGGGCCCCAAACAUAUGGAUAAAAUGGACUUCAGGUCUGGGAUAAACCGUAAUAUUCCUGACGCGUCAAAAUCUGGCAGAGUGGCUUCAAAACCCAAUGCUCUCCAGGGUACCACUAAUUUUAAGAAUGAGCUUGAAGUGGGCUCACUUGCUGAGGAAGAAUUUAAGGAGGGUUCUUCUGUUGAGGUAUUCAAGCCUGGAAAUGGCCUCAAGUCUGCCUGGUACUCUGCAAAUGUCUUGAGUUUAGAAGAUGGAAAGGCUUAUGUAUGUUACAACGAUCUUUUGUCUGAGGAAGGCUCUGGAAAUCUCCGGGAAUGGGUACCUCUUGAAGGUGAAGGGGAUAAAGCGCCUGUUAUACGUGCUGCCCAUCCUUCGACUGCUUUGCAAUAUCAACAAACACGAAAGAGACGCAGGGCUGCUCUUGGAGAUUAUGCUUGGUGUGUUGGAGAUAGAGUUGAUGUGUGGAUUGAUGACUGCUGGUGGGAAGGUGUGGUGACUGAAAAAAAUGAAAAGGAUGACACUACAUUAAAAGUCCACAUUCCAGCCCAAGGAGAGACCUCAACCGUUAGGGCGUGGAAUUUACGGGCAUCACUUUCUUGGAGUAAUGGGAAAUGGAUUGAAUGGUCCUCUUCAAGAAGACAAAAUGCUUCUGAACAGAAUGAUACACCACAGGAGAAACGUCAAAAGCUGGAAAUUCCACAAUCAGCUACUAAAGCUAAAGAUAAAGAAUCAAAUAAUGUGGAUUCUGCUCAGGGGAAACAUGAACAGUCAAAUUCUUUUAAUUUUUCUACUAGUGAGAGAACUUUUGACAUUGGUAAAACUACCAAUGAUGAUAGCAAGCGUGUUGCGCGUCGACCUUUGAGAACAAACGAACAAAAGGAGGGAUCUAGAGGAGUAGUUUUUGGAGUGCCUAAGCCAACUGGAAAGAAGCGGAAAUUCAUGGAAGUCAGCAAGCAUUUUCCGGCAACUAAAAGCAAUAAGAGUGUUGAAGUAAAUGACUCAGCCAAAUUCACAAAAUAUUUGAUGCCACAGGGAGCAGCUCAACGUGGAUGGAAAGCUCCAUCAAGAAAUGAUUCCAAGGAAAAACGAGCAGCUGAAUCCAAGUCUAGAGUUCUUAGCACUCGUAAAGCUCAUCAUCGCACCCUGCCUCUUAAAGAAAACUGUAGGUCUACACUGACUCGAGAUGUUGAAAAUUCGAUGGGUCAUGGAACUGAUGUGGAGGAUUCUGCUGGUCAUGAUAUUACAUCAGAAAAGUUGAUAGACCAUGGCUCGGAUGCCUGUGAAGAUACAUCAGAAGCUCCUUUGUCGUCUUUACUUCCUCAUUCUCUGAGCACUGGAUCUAAGAAGAUCCCUUCAUCAAAUACCAAGUCUGAUAGACUUAAUAGAGUUAAAUUAGGGCCUUCUGGUGGAAAGUUGAGUAAAAUUGAGGAGGACAGAGCCUACUCUGCUAAUACUGAUAAAUCAAACCUGGAUGGUUCCGAGCCUCGUAGAUCUAAUCGCAGAAUCCAGCCAACACAUAGACUAUUAGAAGGUCUACAAAGUUCGAUGGUGAUUCCCAAGAUGCCUUCUGUUUCACAUGACAAAGGUCGUAGGAAUUUGCGAGGAAAAUAACUUUAGGAGACAUUCUAUCGUGAGGUUCAUCCCAAUUCUGGAAGCGAAGAAGGCUGCUGAUUGAUUAUUAGUCCACAGGCAGUCUGUAUAUUUAUAGUUACUUUGUUAGGAGCUAGGACUGGAAUUUCUCAGUUUAGUUUUAGUUGUAAAAUCUGCUCUGUAGAUGUUUAUAUUUGAUUGUAGGUCUUUAAAAUGUGGAUCCUACUCUCGGGUUCCUCACUCAGACAUUUGUACAUGAUUGAGCUUGGUAUAAGGCUUUAAGAUGCCUUUCUAUAGCAUUUUAGUUUUUCAAUGGUUGUCA